Cicer arietinum (chickpea) is the source of this 786-nucleotide messenger RNA. Its product is annotated as NADH dehydrogenase [ubiquinone] 1 beta subcomplex subunit 10-B. NCBI's taxonomy places the organism in Eukaryota, Viridiplantae, Streptophyta, Magnoliopsida, Fabales, Fabaceae. The record is from RefSeq and is a predicted model, not a curated record. Gene Ontology annotation, cellular component: respiratory chain complex I.
ACAUGUAUAUCAGAAUCUAACCUUCAGAAAACAGUGUGUGAAACUCCUGAGAAAGUGUUUGAGGAAAAAUGGGAAGGAAGAAAGGGUAUGUCGAAUUCGAAGAAUCUCCACCGGAUGAUUUUGAUCCGGCGAACCCUUACAAGGAUCCGGUGGCUAUGUUAGAAAUGAGGGAACACAUUGUUAGGGAAAAAUGGAUCCAAAUUGAGAAAGCUAAAAUCAUUAGGGAGAAACUUCGUUGGUGUUAUCGAAUUGAAGGUAUCAAUCAUCUUCAGAAAUGUCGUCACCUUGUUAAACAGUAUCUUGAAUCAACACGUGGUAUUGGUUGGGGCAAGGAUGGUCGUCACCCUUCUCUCCAUGGACCAAAAGUUGAGCCAGUUGAAUCCGAAUGAUUUCCCCGUGGAUAAAUAAAAGGGAAGUUUUACUACUCAGAUGAUUACAUUGCCAAAAUGAGAUUGUAGGUGGAGGAAUGAAUACCUAUGAUCCAGCUGUUGUGUUUUGUUCAUUUUUUCCUUAGUCAAACUUCAAAUGAACUAUUACAACUCUACUUGCCUUGGCUUAUAAGGCUUUUAUUGCUUGUUAUUAGCAUUUUAAAUGUAAACAAGUAUGAGCAGAAGAAGUACAUCAGAUUGUGAAAAUAAGUUUCUCUUUGUUUCUUGUUAUUAUGAUGAUGUGUGCUUCUUCAAUAAUACAAUUGAAUGUGUCCUAGCUGCUUGAGUUUUGAAACUUCAAAGCCAUACUCCAUUUGUUAAUUUUGAAACCUCAUAUCAAAUGCAUUUGCAGUUCUGA